Lineus longissimus is the source of this 942-nucleotide messenger RNA. Its product is annotated as putative nuclease HARBI1. Lineage: Eukaryota; Metazoa; Nemertea; Pilidiophora; Heteronemertea; Lineidae. Bases 1 to 909 code for a protein of 302 amino acids. The transcript is spliced from 3 exons. The record is from RefSeq and is a predicted model, not a curated record.
AUGGCCAGACUUAUACGGCUUGCGGAUGAGUUGGGGCGUCGUCAGAUGAGACGUGAGAGGGUUUUCAGGGAUAGAACGAAUCCACUCGAACGGUACGAUGAUAGCGAGAUCUAUGACCGAUUUCGAUUUCGGAGGGAAGACACCUUCGAACUGACGGACAUGCUAGGGGAUGAAAUUAAAAGUCCAACUAACAGAAACCAUUCGAUUCGGCCAGUUUUGUGCAUUCUUACGGCACUGAGAUUCUAUGCAACUGGCAAUUACCACCUUGUCACAGGAGAUUUGUUCGGGAUACAUCGAACCACUGCAUCAAGAAUGAUCAGACGGGUUUCGGACUCUCUGGCACGCAGAUUGGACGACACAAGUCAAAAUGAAUUUGAAUAUGUGAAUCGGAAAGGGGUACAUUCUAUCAAUGCUCAGGCAAUAUGUGACUCGGGAAACAUAUUUCUGAAUGGUGUGAUUCGAUGGCCUGGCGGUACCCACGAUUCCCGCAUCUUAACCAACAGUGAAAUAUCCCGCGACUUCGAAACUGGACGGAUAAGUGGCUUCCUAAUCGGAGACAGUGGGUACCCUCUUCGACAAUGGCUGAUGACGCCACUGUAUGUGGCAGCAAAUCGGAAGGAGAGGAGAUACAAUACGUCACACAAGCGAACCCGUAGUGUUAUCGAGCGCACAUUCGGCAUAUGGAAACGUCGAUUCCAUUGUCUUCAUAACAAACUACGAAUGACACCAGAGAGAUGCUGCGUAGUGAUCGCUGCAACUAUGGUAUUGCACAACAUUGCCAUGAGGAAGGGACUGCCAGAUUUUGAUGAUGAAAUCCCAGAUGAAAUGGAAGAUAUACAUGGUGAAUACGACGGACAGGAAAACGGACAAGAAAUAAGGCGACAGCUCAUUGACAACGUUUUUGCCUGAAGCACCUUGCUGUAAGGUACGGACCUGCGGGCG